Caenorhabditis elegans is the source of this 438-nucleotide messenger RNA. RefSeq lists its product as uncharacterized. The coding region runs from base 178 to 438 and encodes 86 amino acids. The record is from RefSeq and is marked reviewed. The transcript has 3 exons. Lineage: Eukaryota; Metazoa; Nematoda; Chromadorea; Rhabditida; Rhabditidae.
UUCAGACAAACCAUAAAAGUUCUUAAGCACGACAAAAGGGAACUCGAACAAAGGAUCGAAUCAUUUCUACGUGUUGACUAAUACGAAUUAAAUUUACGUGUUACUUGGAUUCUUCAAUUCGAAAUUCCAAUUUAAUAAAUGGUUUUACUUUUAUUUUCUCCGCGGUUUCUGUAAAAAAUGUAUUCAUUGUCAGCGUUGUUGAGCAUUAUUCAAAUUUCUAUCCUAGUUCAUGUUUUUUGUACGUGCGACUUUUCGAGUCAAACUGAGCAUGUGAGGCUCAUUGUCACUUUACUUCAUCGAAGAUCUUUAUUUGGAAAGCGACAACUUUCUAGCUUGGCCAAUUGCUCUGGUAUGCUGCGGUUUUUGCUCAUUGUCUACUUGUUGGUGGAGUGUUUAUCAAGAAAAGUUUCAGAAUCUUUGGUAAUAACUGUUCUUUAA